UCAAAAAAGGAAAUUAUAAACGAUACCCAAAAUCUAUAAAAUAACCCUAAACCAUGAUCAAGCUUAAUCACUCACAAUUCUUUUCUCACUCUGCGUAAACUCUCGAAGAAGCUUUUGUUUUGUUUUUGCCAUGGAUUCUCUUUCUUCUUCUUCUACUUCGACAAAGAUGAAGAACAACAACAAGCUCUCUGUCAGAAACCAAACCCGUUUCAAGAAAUCGUUCUUGUUGUUAAGAGAGAAGACCAUUCUCAAGAAAGCGUUAGAGCUCUCUAUUCUCUGCGAAAACGAAAUAUGUGUCAUCCAUUACGAUCGUGAAGGAAAUCUCGUCAACGCUUAUCCCGAGGAUCAGUGCCAAGUAAAAGACAUUCUCCAGAGGUAUAACAGAUUAAGCGACAGAGAAAAAGUCAAGAAAAACACAAAUCUUUCGCAGUUCUAUAACAAGAAACUCGUUGACGAGAAGAGGAGAUCUCUUACCGACGCAGAGGAACGCAAAAGGUUCACAAAGAAAGUUGGAGCGUUCAAGGGUUCCUUGGAGGAUAAGUUACAGAUAGUAAAAGACAGGGUUCGUGACCUUCUUUAUUCGCAGGAUCAUCAGACCGAGCCAGAUCAGAGCCCUUGUCUUGAUGUUAUGUCCCAACAAAAUCACAACUUUCCGGGGUCUUCUUCUGGCUUCUUCUUCCCAAACGAGUUAUCUGAUCCAUGGAUGAAUUUUAGUCCGCACGAUCUUGAUCAACAACAAUCAUUCACGAAUCUUCUCAUGAGUGGUGAUCAUGUGUCAGCAAGUAGCGAUCAAUACCUCCUGGGCCCUGCUUCUUGCGCAACUGAUGCGUCCAACCACGAGAGCAAAUUCUCAGUCUUUCUGUUUAACCAUGAAACGGCUACUUUCACUCAACUUCCCAACUCUGCUUCUUCAAGCUUCGACCAAGGGUUGAUUGGCACUUACUGAUACAAAUAUCCAAAGCCACAUCUCUCAUCUGCUUCAUGAUAUGGUUAUACUCAAAUGUGUAUUCGUUUUUUAUUUCCACU
Messenger RNA from Brassica oleracea var. oleracea, 1026 nucleotides. Its product is annotated as agamous-like MADS-box protein AGL93. Gene Ontology annotation, molecular function: protein dimerization activity; DNA binding. Bases 131 to 946 code for a protein of 271 amino acids. The record is from RefSeq and is a predicted model, not a curated record. Lineage: Eukaryota; Viridiplantae; Streptophyta; Magnoliopsida; Brassicales; Brassicaceae. The transcript has a single exon.